Aspergillus terreus NIH2624 is the source of this 1260-nucleotide messenger RNA. RefSeq names its product NAD(P)/FAD-dependent oxidoreductase. Gene Ontology annotation, molecular function: electron-transferring-flavoprotein dehydrogenase activity; flavin adenine dinucleotide binding. Gene Ontology annotation, cellular component: cytoplasm. Bases 1 to 1260 code for a protein of 419 amino acids. NCBI's taxonomy places the organism in Eukaryota, Fungi, Ascomycota, Eurotiomycetes, Eurotiales, Aspergillaceae. The record is from RefSeq and is a predicted model, not a curated record. The transcript has 3 exons.
AUGUCGGAAUCGUGGGAGUUCUACGGCAAAGCUCUCCGAGCGAUGCUCGGCUUGGGCGUUCAACGAGCGGCACAACAGAUCCAAGCAGCCGGCCAUCGUUGGACGUGGCGCAACAUUGAAAACGCCAAAAACGUGGUGAUCAUAGGCGGCUCGUACGCGGGAAUACACCUCGCUCGGCGACUGAGCGAGACGCUCCCAACGGGCUACCGGGCCGUCCUCGUCGAACGGAACAGCCAUUUCAACCAUCUGUUCGUCUUUCCUCGAUUCGGCGUCGUGCCUGGCCGAGAGCAGACAGCGUUCGUCCCCUACGAUGGCAUUCCCAGCUUUGGGCCUCGAGGGAUCCUCCGCCACGUUCGCGGUUCCGUGAGCAGCCUCACCCCGACGCAGGUACGGCUCGCGUCCGGGGAAUCUAUCGACUAUGAGUACCUUGCCAUUGCGACGGGAACGUGGCAGCCACCACCAUCGAAGGCAUCGUCGACCGAGAAGGCCGAAGCCUGUGCGGAGCUGAGAGGCGCGCAGAAGCGGAUCCAGCAUGCCAACCGUAUCGCCGUGAUUGGAGGCGGCCCGGUGGGCAUCCAGAUCGCAACCGAUAUUGCGAGUUAUUUCCCCGAGAAGUCGGUGACGUUGAUCCAUUCGCGGGCUCAACUGCUGCCCAACUUCAGUCCCCGGUUGCACGAACAUGCAUACAAGGCGAUGCAGCAGCUUAAGAUCAACGUGAUUCUGGGGGAACGGCCACAGUUGGACGGCAAUGGCGGCGAUGCAGGACCGGGAACGCUGUCUUUGAAGGACGGCCGGACGAUCCAGUACGAUUUAGUGAUCCCGUGUACUGGACAACGUCCGAACUCGGGAUUGCUCGACGCACUCGUCCCUGCUGCAGUCUGCCCAACCACUCGGCAGAUAUUAGUACGCCCGACGCUACAGAUCGCAGACCCAUCCAAUCUCAAUCCCCGCAUCUUCGCCUUGGGGGACGUGGCCAAAACGAAUGGCCCCCAGAUGGCACGCGCUGCGCGCGCUCAGGCCGAUGUUGUAACGUCCAAUAUCCUGUCUAUGAUCCAUCAGGGGCAGGCAUCGACUAGCUAUGCUCCGCAGACUUACGAAAGUGCCAUCAAGCUGACUCUGGGAAAGAAUCGUUGGGUCUUCUACGGCCAGGAUGAAAACGGAAAAGAGAUGUCGCUGGCGGGGUCUGACCAAGGCGAAAACCUCAAGGUUCAACACAUCUGGGAGGAGCUGGGUGUGAAGUUUGAGCCUAACAUGGCAUAG